Orbicella faveolata is the source of this 1011-nucleotide messenger RNA. RefSeq lists its product as uncharacterized. Gene Ontology annotation, biological process: tissue development; animal organ morphogenesis. The record is from RefSeq and is a predicted model, not a curated record. NCBI's taxonomy places the organism in Eukaryota, Metazoa, Cnidaria, Anthozoa, Scleractinia, Merulinidae.
AUGCAUUUUGUUGUAGUUGAUGAUGACAAGCUUUAUGUUUCAUUGGACAUCCCUAAGACUGGAGACUAUCGUCUACUGGUUAAAUACAUCUAUGAAGACCUUGAGGCUGUUCAUACGCAAGUCACGGUACAAUUCAAAAACACUUCCGAGGCCGGAGAGUUAUUCAACUUUUCAGCUACGCUACAAGAAGGUAACAGCCCGGCUACCGUAAACGGUCAAUACUUGCGACUGAAGAAAGGAUUGUGGAUGCUCAACAUUACAACUCUACAGCAAAGUGAUCAACUAAAACUGACUGGUGACUAUCGUCUGGCGGUUAAAUACGCCUAUGAAGGCCUUGAGGCUGUUCACACGCAAGUCACGGUACAAUUCAAAAACACUUCCGAGGCCGGAGAGUUAUUCAACUUUUCAGCUACUCUACACGAAGAUAACAGCCCGGCUAUCGUAAACAGCGGUCAAUACUUGCGACUGAAGAAAGGACUGUGGAUGCUCAACAUUACAACUCUACAGCAAAGUGAUCAACUAAAACUGGACGGUGUGAUGGCAAUACCAAGGGAAUUUAUAGAAGCGGCAGUACUGGACCCCGAACUGAGCACGCAAUUCGUGUUCCACUGCAGCGUCGUUGCAAAUGAUAUGAGGUAAGACAAUCUUAUUUUUUAUUAGAGUAAUUAUAGUAAACACUUUGUUACACAACAUUUAAACAGAUUUUCUACAUCUCAGCAAAUUUUGUCACUCACUGAGGGUUUCCUUAACUUUUUGCGUAUUAUUCGAUAUCUUCAUUUCAUUUAAGCAGUUCUUAACAAUACAUCAUAGUCUCGUGGUUCUCAGCUAACUAAUCACAGAGUUCCAAGACUUGUCUCCGACGGGACACUCUACUGGAACUCGAGUUUAAAAAAAAAACGAUAUUUCCUAGAAUAUAAACUUGAUUUACUUUUGUCAUUACUUUUUUUCUCACUGGCUGAUGAGUUUAGGAUUCAAGUAACAUCGCCAUGGUAACUGAGCCACCCACCCAUA